GAUCUCUUCACAAUCUUCUGUUAUUUCUUUAUUAUGUUGUGUUGGAUUCCUUUUUCUAAUCAGGUUUUUUUGUUAAGUUUCACUUGAUUUUACUUGAACAAGUAUCUUAAGUACUUGUCUCUGGUUUGUUCUAUAGACCUAAGGGAAAUAUGUGCAUUGCUGAGGCUGCCGAGUUGGCCAAACGUGCACUGUGUCUUGGUGUAUAUCUUGUUCCUGAAAGUUGUCAAUGUAUGAGUGUUUUCUUCAUCGGAGAGGGAGGGAUUAGAGCGGUUGCCUGUAACCAUAGCAUAGAAGAAUGGCAGAAGCAGUACUUUAGCAAAGCUGGAGCGGUGAGUAGACAAUGA
This is a messenger RNA of Oldenlandia corymbosa var. corymbosa, 344 nucleotides long. NCBI's taxonomy places the organism in Eukaryota, Viridiplantae, Streptophyta, Magnoliopsida, Gentianales, Rubiaceae. The record is from the annotation of a GenBank genome assembly.